Onthophagus taurus is the source of this 1938-nucleotide messenger RNA. Its product is annotated as sorting nexin-8. Gene Ontology annotation, biological process: intracellular protein transport; early endosome to Golgi transport. Gene Ontology annotation, cellular component: early endosome membrane. Gene Ontology annotation, molecular function: phosphatidylinositol binding. NCBI's taxonomy places the organism in Eukaryota, Metazoa, Arthropoda, Insecta, Coleoptera, Scarabaeidae. The record is from RefSeq and is a predicted model, not a curated record.
AAAAUAUUUCCUAACGUUUCAUAAAGAAAUCGACAUCCUCGCCUUAGUUCAAUGCACUUCGCCUUUUUUGAAUCGUAAUCAUUUAAAAAGGGGCGUCUCGAUUUUAAGAUCGGGCGAAGAAUGUAGUUUUGCAGUCACAAAGAAUACCAAAUUGCAUUGGGGGAGAACUUCGAAUGGGAUAUUUCCGGUUAAUUUUGACCCAAAAUCGCGUCCGAGACGUCAAGACAUUAAGAAUCAAUUUACGGAGAAUGGAAUGUUUUAUAUUUCGACGAGAAAGUUAUUAAAUUCGGGAUAUUUUCAAAAUCGGAGAUGCGUUCUCGUAGAAAUCCCGAGGGAACUCAGCAUCGAAAUCGACUCAGUAUGGGAUUUAAAAGUUGCCAAUAAACUACAAGAAUUAUUUUUGAACGAGAAUGACAACGGAUUUUAGCGCAGGUUCUAUUCCGAGCGUUUACCGAGAACUCUAUGAUACAUGCUCACACGACGGUGAAAUAAUACAUAAAGAUGUGUAUAAAAAACUGUUAGCUCAAUCAAAACUGGACGUGGAAGUUUUAAAAACAAUUUACGAUUUAAUCGUGACUGAAAAUGAUGUAAUUACAAGAACUGGUUUUUAUAAAACGUUAGCGUUAAUUUCUUGGGGUCAACAAGGCAAAAAUCCCAGCAAUAAAUUGUUUGAAACCUUCGAUGGGACAGUUUACCCAAUUCCCAAUUUAGGAGAUUUGAGUUCGUUGAAAAGCUUAAAAAUUUAUUAUAACCUACAAAAAAACCCGUCGAAAUUAAAUUUAACCUAUUUAGAUAUAACCCAAUUAGAGACAAUCAACAUCGAAUUAGUUCCAGAGAAAAAAGGAAUAUUUUUAAAACAUUCCGAGUAUAUAGUCAGUUCCCAAAAGAGAGGUGUUAAAGUUACGAGGCGUUACAACGAUUUUGUCGCGUUGUAUGAGUUAUUAUUAAGUAGAUUUCCUUAUAGAAUUAUCCCCCGUUUACCUCCAAAGAAAAUAGUUUCCGAUUCGCAUUUCUUAGAAUCUCGCCGUCGUGGUCUUAAUCGGUGGUUAACACUUAUUUGUAGACACCCAACGAUUUCUAAUGAUGGCUUAUUAAUAUUCUUUUUAACCGAUCAAGGAAACGAUGUUCAAUAUCGGAUUAGAGACAUAUUUAGAAGAGCUCCAGAUGAGUUUAUGACGUCAGAUUACGCAGCAAAUUCAAAAGAAUUGGUGCCGAAAGAUAACACAGAAUUCGCAUCGAACCGAGAACAAGUUAAAACUUUAGUGAAUAUAAUUUCAAAAAUCAAAAACAUCGCCGAUUCGAACGUCGAGCGAUUCCACAAUUACUCAAAAGAUAACGACGUUUUAUCGACCCAAUUAAAAUGUUUAGGGGCUGUUAAUUUGGGACAAUCAGGAUCGAAUUGGUCGCAAAUGCAAAGGGGAUUCACCGCAAUCUCAAAGGAUUUGACAUCUUUAUCAUCAAAAGCCGAGCAACAAGCCAAUAUUGAACAAAUGACCGUUUGCGAACGUUUAGAUCUACUUUUAGACGUGUUAAUCGGCCAUAAAGAUCUUUGCGAGCGCUUAGAAAAAGGAUUAGCCAACGAUCAUCAAACGGCUUUGGCCAAAAUGCUUUCGUUGAAGAAGCGAAAAAUUCAAGGAGUUAUUAAAGGAGUCGAUGCUGAAAGCGUUGAGCAACUUGAAACGAAGAUGUUGGCCCAAGAAAAUGUAAUAACCAACAUGGAGUUACGUUCUGAUUUUAGUUUGUACUGCGUGCACAUGGAAACUCAGUUAGUUCACGCUUAUUUGGAGACUUUAUCCUCGAUUUUGAGUAGUUUAAUUAAUCUGAGGAUAAGAUCCCACACGGAAUUGGCGAAUAUUUGGAAGCAAGUUGUGGAGAAUUUUUUACCAAAAAAAAAUGGAUCAUAACGAUAAAUAUAAAUAAAAAUAAAUAUGAUAAAUG